UUUAGAUAAGGUGAAUAAGCCCAGUAAGUCAGGUGUCUCGCUCGCGAGGAAGGUAGUGUGGUUCCAGCACCGUUCAGAGGUACCGUUACAGGUGGUUACUCCGCGUCCACGUUCACGUCAGCGACAACGAGUACUUGGGAAGUCUACCAAGUCCAAGCGGUUCGUUGGUGAUUAUGUGAGUGCGAGUUUUCCGAAUUCUGGACUAGUGGGAAAUUCGUGGACAGUUUCUUAGUGUAGAUUAUUUCAGAAGCAAAGGUACCAAAUGGCCAGCAAAUUCUUUCUCGUUCUAGUCAUCGUGAACUGCAUUGGCCAGUCGUUGCAGGACACAAAAAACAACAAAAUCAAGGAAGAUGAGUCCAAUCCGUACGCAGACGCAGUAUCGGAAGUGUUGAAAAAACAGAACGUUGAAAAUCUCGGAGCGAUGUUCCAGAAUUUUCUGGAAGGCGAAGGCGCUAAUUUGAUCGGUGAUGUGCUUUCUAAUGUUGGAAAAGCGAAUGCUGGUCAGCUUCUGCAAGGAUUGGGGUCUUUAGUGGGUGACAAUCAGAAGAAAUCGAAUGAUGAUGGAGAAGACAACGCUGCAAACCUGCUCCAAGGCCUGGGCGCCCUAAUGGGAGCCUUCCAAGGAGCAGCAGGAGGAAGAGGAGCAGAUGGCGGGGGAGCCCUACUCCAAGGCUUAGGCUCCCUAUUAGGCGGCCAGGAAGGCCAAGGAGGAAUAGACCCUGCCAUGAUAGGAUCUCUGGUGAACAUGUUCGCCCAGACGCAGGACAAACCCAAAAAGGCGAAGGCCUCCAAGAAAUCCGGCCAGAAGAGCAAAGGCAAAUCCGCCCCGGAGUUCGAUUUAGGCAGCUUGGUGUCGAUGGCGAGCAAUUUCCUGGGCAAAGGGACAGGCAAGUCGGGAGAAGGGAACUUCUUGGACUAUCUACCGCUGAUCAUGCAGACCAUCAGCGCCUUUUCAGGGCCAGAGGCUCACAAGAGGGCGAAACGCCACGAAGAGCACUCUUGGGCUCUGCCUCCUCUUCUAGAAAAGGCGCACAUCAUGUUCGAUCUGUUCAUCCACUCGGAGAUGGGGAAGUACGUGAUUAGUGCCCUUGGGGCAGAGAAGACCUUCAAGGUUUUCACGGACGAGGAGGGGAAGUUCAGCUACCAGAAGUUCGGGGAGAUGAUGGAGAAUCAUUCGUUCAGAAGGCACUGGAUUCGGAUGAUCACGGACAGGGUGGCGGAGUUUCUGCAUUACGCUUCUGAUCCCAAGGUUUAUAAAGCAUAUUUCUCCAGCGGUCAAUUAUUCUUGAACAGCUACUUGAAGAUGCAGGGCUUCCCCAAAGCAGCCAUGUUUGACCCUGCAAGGCCAGUUCAAACCAUCACCGCCUUCUCGAAUCACGUUGCCAAAAAGUACUUCGAAGUCGACAUCGACUCCAAGGAGUACGUUGAACCCGCUGUUGCUUAUAUCCAGGACUUGUUACGUCUGGCAGAAAACUAUGGAUCGGUCCGCGACUCUAGCAACUCCAAAGAAUUAGCAGACAAAUUAGCAGAUACAAUCAACAUGGAGAUUAUUGAACCUUUGGCAAGGGUCAAUAGGGCAUAUCGAUUCUCCAAAGUAGUCCCACAAUGUGAAAGGUGAGAAUUAUUGAGGAAUUA
Molecule: messenger RNA, 1635 nt
Organism: Leptinotarsa decemlineata (Colorado potato beetle)
Lineage: Eukaryota; Metazoa; Arthropoda; Insecta; Coleoptera; Chrysomelidae
Source: RefSeq, a predicted model, not a curated record